This is a messenger RNA of Dreissena polymorpha, 4609 nucleotides long. RefSeq names its product structural maintenance of chromosomes protein 5-like. Gene Ontology annotation, biological process: double-strand break repair via homologous recombination. The record is from RefSeq and is a predicted model, not a curated record. Bases 106 to 3231 code for a protein of 1041 amino acids. Gene Ontology annotation, molecular function: ATP binding; ATP hydrolysis activity. The transcript is spliced from 26 exons. NCBI's taxonomy places the organism in Eukaryota, Metazoa, Mollusca, Bivalvia, Myida, Dreissenidae. Gene Ontology annotation, cellular component: Smc5-Smc6 complex.
CUGGUUCCACUGCUUCCACGGUUUACUGCCUUGAGUUUUUUCCAGAAAUAUUUCUUUGUGGUAUGAUAAUCAUCCUGGGGUCAAAUACUAAAAACUCGCGCGGAAAUGUCUUACUGCGAAGGAUCGAUAGUAAGAAUCAAGCUUGACAAUGUGCUAACGUAUGACUCUGUAGAAUUCCAAUGCGGUCCUCGCUUGAAUGUGAUAAUUGGUCCGAAUGGAACGGGCAAGUCGACCAUUGUGUGUGCCAUUUGCCUGGGCUUGGCCGGCAAGCCCAGCCUCCUGGGACGUGCAAACCACCCAACAGACUUCAUCAAGUAUGGAUGCAAGAAGGCUUGCAUUGAACUAGAGCUAUACAACCAAGAUGGGCAGAAUUACAUUGUAAAAAGGGAGAUCAGCAAAGAAGCCCCAACCAACAAAUGGUGGGUCAAUGGAAGGUCAGCCACCCAAAAAAAUAUUGAGGAGCUUGUGGCCAGACUUAAUAUCCAGGUGGGAAACCUAACACAGUUCUUGCCGCAGGAAAAAGUUGCAGACUUUGCAAAGAUGACUGAAAUAGACUUGCUAGAAAACACUGAAAAGGCGGUGGGUAGCCCUGAUAUGUUCGAGCGUCACCAGCAGCUGAAGGAUUCCCGCUCAAGCGCCCGGGAACUCGAGACCGACCACGAGCGCCUCAUAGAGAGGCUCAACGUGGAGCGGCAGAAGAACGCACGGGUGGAGCAGGAUGUGCGGAGCUAUGAGGAGAGGAAUAAGAUCCUGCAGGAAAUCAAAACACUCAAGAUUAAAAAAGUCUGGGUGGAGUAUGAAGAAAAGCGCCAGCUGUUUUACCAACACAGGACAGAGAGGAAGACUGUAGAGGCAGAGCUGAAGACUCUCCGUGAUGCCCACGCACCACUCCGUAGAGGCAUUGAAGAAUGUCGGGCAAAAAAGGACGACAUUGCCAGUCAAGUGAAGGCUAAGUCUCGAGAACUUCGUAUUGUUGCAGAGCAAGCUAGUGCUAAUGCCAAUGCACUGGAUGGCCUGACUGAUAAGUCCGUGGAGAUUAGAUCUGAGAUGAGAUUCAAGCAAGAACAAGAAGAUGCCCGAAAAAGACGACUACAGGAUCUACGGAGACAGCUGGAAGCCUUGGAGAAUGACAUUCAGUCUCUUGAUGACACAGUUGAUGUCCAGCCCCAAAUAGAACAGUUGAAUAAGUCGCUGCGAGAGGUCACUCAGAACUUGGCACAGGUCAAUCACCAAGGGGACAGUAUCCGUAUGGAGAGAGACAAACACCAACGUGACCAUGCUUUGAUUGAGAAGGAUCUGAAGUCGCUACGGAACAUAGAGAACCAGCGUCUGGAGCUUUUGAGGACCCGACACAAGGACACAUACUCUGCAGUCGUGUGGCUAAGAGAAAACAAGAAAAUGUUCAAGGGCACUAUACACGAGCCCAUCAUGUUGUGUGUUAACAUGAGGAACCCUCAGCAGGCCAAGUUCCUGGAGAACCACGUCUCGUUCAAUGACUUGCGGGCGUUUGUGUGUGAGACCAGUGAGGACCUCAAUCUCUUCAUGGACCUCAUGCGUGAUGAACAGAAGCUGCGGGUGAAUGCAGUGAAGGCGCCUGCAGACGUCAAUUUGGAGGAGACCAGGCCCAGUAAACCCAUACAGUUCUAUAGCAAGUUUGGCUUCCAGACUUACCUACGGGACAUGUUCACGUGCCCUGACGCAGUAAUGAGGUUCCUGUGCAGGCAGUACCGGGUCCACAACAUCCCUGUGGGUACUGCAGCCACCAAGCAGCAGGUCGGCAACAUCAUACAGCAACAUCCUGAACUCACCUGCUUCUACACCGAGGACAGCCAGUACCAAAUCAAGCGCUCCAGAUAUGAUAACUCAGUCUCCUCAAGGAACAUCAAACUCAAGCAACCAUCCUUGCUGACCACGUCAAUGAACUAUGAAAGGGAGAGGGAGCUGGUAAAACAACAGCAGGUUGAGAGUGCGGCAGUCUCACAGAAGGAACAGGAAUACAAGGAGUUACAGGACAGAUCCAAGCAGCUCGACCAGCAACUCAACAAAUUGAGAGAGGAAAAGAAACAACUGAUGAUGCGAAAGGACCAAAAGAAACGACUCCAGUCACAAAUUGAAUCAAAGAAGAAAACAAUCUUGACAGUGGAGCAUGAGGCACUGAACAUGGAGGAGGAGGAGAGGAAGGUCAGGGUCAAGGUCGCAGAGGUCAAUGAGUCAAAGCUGCGUCUGCUGACCCAGUAUGUGGAGAACACAGGGCGUUGCCUGGAGCUGUGCAAGGACAAGGUGUUUCUGGGUGUGAGCCAUGCCGAGGCAGUCAGGGCAUGUACCAGCAUGGAGGAGGAGAACAGGGGCCAAACACAGGCCCUGCAGCAGGCAGAGAGCAAGUUUGAGCGUCUCCGUGAGCGUGAGGAGAGGUGCAAGAGGGAGGCCAGACAGCAGCUAGCAGACGCCAGGAAGGAGAGCAACCUGGGAACCAAUGAUGAGCUCCCACAGGCCCUCAUGCAGGAAAUGGCCCAUCUACCAGAGAAUGUGGAUGCUUUGAAUGCCCUGAUUGAUGAGAAGCAAGUGCGUGCAGACCUAACAAUUGUGGCUGAUCCAAGGGUGAUUCAAGAGUUCCAGAAGAGGCAGGUGGAGAUAGAGAAGCUAGAGAGAGAGCUGGCUGAGAAGGAGAGGCAGCUGGCUACACACCAGGCUGAUAUUGAGGAAGCAAAAGCUCAUUGGAUUGGACCUUUGCAGGAGCUGAUAGAGAAGAUCAACACCAAGUUUAGUUUCUUCUUCCAGUGCCUGAAGUGUGUCGGGGAGGUGGACCUACAUGUGCCAGACAACCCGGAGGAGUAUAGUAAAUACGGGGUCCGUAUCAAGGUGAAGUUCCGCGACUCUGAGCCCCUGAAGGAGUUGUCUCCCUUCCACCAGAGCGGUGGAGAGCGCAGUGUGACCACAGUGCUCUAUAUGAUGGCCCUCCAGGAGAUUGCCAGGGUGCCGUUCAGAUGUGUGGAUGAGAUCAAUCAGGGCAUGGAUCCAGUGAAUGAGCGCAAGGUGUUUGAGCUGGUGGUGACCACAGUAUGCACAAUGUCCUCCUCUCAGUACUUCCUCCUCACUCCUAAGCUGUUACCAGAUCUGGAAUACGCAGAAGAAAUGACAGUUUUGUGUGUGUACAACGGAUCUAACAUGUUAAAUCACACAGAAUGGGACCUGAAUAAGUUUAUCAAGAAUGGAAGACCACUUGACGAGUGAAAAAGAUCUGCCAUUGGUGUCUGAUGCCAAUUCAAGAUCUGAACUAUGUCUUCACAUAGAAAAUAUGCUGACAAUCCAGCUUCUCUUAACUGUUAAAAUCAGACCAAUUGUGUUCAGCUGAAACAUAUGUGUGUCUGUAUAUUCAGAGGAGACUUAUGUUCCAAAGGCAUACAUUGUGUUGGCUUUUUACUGAUAUUGUGAUGAUUUCAUUGGGUAUUGAAGUUCCUUGGCAAGCAGAUAGUUCAGUGUGGUGUACAUUUAUUUCAUGUUAAUAUUCCAUUCAAAAUUCAUGGUUCUGGUGCUUUUACAUUUUUAGCAUUUUUACUCAAUUUUAUUGUUAUAUCUUAAAUGAAUUCUGCCAAGGUCGACAGCGGACUUUUAAGUGUUUAUUCUAUAUUUUACAGCUGUUUUUCCUGUUCUUCAAAAAUCGUCAAUUUAGAGCAUUUAGUAUCUCUUCUACUUUUUCUAGAAAUAAGGCUGUCAUCUACAUAUUGGGUUAAAUUAAUAUUGGAGUAAACUUGACCCUAUUUGAUAUGCGUCCCGUGUUUGUUGUUUGUUCUAAUAUUAUAAGCAAGAACUUGUGGUAAUAUGAUACAAAGAGGGGGUAACAAAGUUAAAGUCAAGAUGGCGACGUCCAUCUAUUUAAAAAAAAAAAAAAGAGCUAUUGUCAUCUCCUUGGCGUCGGCGUCCGGUUAAAUUUUGCGUUUAGACACACCUUUCUCAUAGAGUAUCAAAGCUAUUGCAUUCAAACCUGGUACACUUACUUACUAUCAUGAGGGGACUAGGCAAGCAAAGUAAAAUAACUCUGGCAUGCAUUUUGACAGAAUUAUGUGCCCUUUUUAUACUUAGAAAAUUGAAAAAAUAAUUAAAUUGUGUUUAGGUCCACUUUAUUCCUAAAGUAUCAAAGCUUUUGCUUUCAUACUUGCGACACUUUCUAACUAUCAUAAGGGGACUGUGCAGGCAAAGUUAUGUAACUCUGACUGGCAUUUUGACAGAAUUAUGGCCCCUUUAUACUUAGAAAAUUGAAAAUGUCAUUAAGUUUUGUGUUUUUGUCCACUUUACUCCUAAAAUAUCAUAGCUAUUGCUUUCAGACUUGGAACACUAUGAAACUAUCAUAAGGGGACUGUACAUGACAAGUUGCAUAACUCAGGUUGUCAUUUUGACGGAAUUAUGGCCCUUUUUUGACUUUGUAACUUUGAAUAUAUGGUUAAAUUUUGUGUUUACAUCCUUUUUACUUCUAAAGUAUCAAGGCUAUUGCUUUCAAACUUCAAAUACUUUCAUACUAUCAUAAAGGUACUGUACCAGGUAAGUUGAAUUUUACCUUGACCUUUGAAUGACAUUGCCUCUCAAGGUCAAAUAAUAAAAUUUUGCUAAAAUU